Messenger RNA from Bradysia coprophila, 5700 nucleotides. Its product is annotated as PHAF1 protein CG7083. NCBI's taxonomy places the organism in Eukaryota, Metazoa, Arthropoda, Insecta, Diptera, Sciaridae. Gene Ontology annotation, cellular component: trans-Golgi network. The record is from RefSeq and is a predicted model, not a curated record. Gene Ontology annotation, biological process: Golgi to plasma membrane protein transport.
AGGCACACACACUCGCAUAUACAUCCACACAGACGGGGAGAGGAAAAAAGAAGUGUUUUGUUGUUUGCAAAGUUAAUAUAUUGUAUUUUCAUUCGUUUUCAAACAAAGAGCUGCGUAGAAACGAAAUAAAAUUGAAAAUUUUUCUGUAAAAAACGUGAAAAUUGACCCAAAACAAUUGUUUUAAAGUGCUUUUCGUGAUUGUGUAUGGUUUUGUGCAUUUGAUUGGGACGGAAAAGCGGAAAAACCAAACCGAAUAAUGUUGGACCUAGAAGUUAUACCCGAACGAUCGUUGGGCUGUGACAAUUGGGAAUUUAUUUUGGGAAUGCAUUUUUCCCAAGCGGUCGCCAUCAUUCAAUCCCAGGUUGGAGUUAUCAAAGGUGUACAAGUUCUGUAUUCGGACACUAAUCCACUCGGUGUAGAUAUUGUGAUCAAUUUGCCACAAGACGGAAUCCGGCUAAUAUUCGAUCCGGUCGUUCAACGACUCAAGGCAAUUGAAGUGUUCAACAUGAAAUUAGUUAAACUGAAAUACUGUUCGUUAGCCUUCAACUCACCUGAAGUUGCACCAUCGAUUGAACAGAUUGAACAUUCGUUUGGUGCCACACAUCCAGGCGUUUAUGAUGCUGCAAAGCACUUAUUCGCUUUACACUUUAGAGGAUUGAGCUUUUACUUCCCCGUCGAUAGCAAACUCCAACCAGACUAUGCACAUGGCUUGGGAUCGUUGCAUUUCCCGAAUGGUGCUUCGCCGGUUGUCUCCAAAAUGGCACUGUACUGUGGCGGCAAUAUAUCGGAAAGUAAACCACCGCCACUUCCGCUAUCCUGUUACAAUCAGCAAUUGUAUUUGGAAUCAGCGUCGAUAAUGCGAAAUUCUAGCGGUACGCGAGGCCUGCGAUUGCAACUGUUCACAGAGGGUUCCGUUCGUGUUCUAGAGCCACGGAAACAGAGUUUGACGCGAGAGAUUCUCUUCGGAGACUCAUGUCAAGACGUGGUUAGUAAUUUGGGAUCGCCGAACCGGGUAUUUUUCAAAAGCGAAGACAAAAUGAAGAUUCAUUCGCCCAGCUCACAUCGCAGAGUGCAAACGAAACGGAGUGACUUCUUCUUCAACUAUUUUACCCUUGGAUUGGACGUCCUGUUCGAUGCUAGAACUCAAAGAUGUAAAAAAAUUAUUUUGCACACAAACUUCCCCGGCCACUACAAUUUCAACAUGUACCACCGAUGCGAAUUCCAGCUGCAAUUGGCUGCUGACAAGCUUAUCGAUGGCGACGACGAGAAGCAAUCGGUUAUCGUUUCCGCCUAUUCCAAAUGGGAUUCGAUAAGUUCACGACUGGCACCGGCCGAUCGGCCAGUUGUUCUCCAUCGGGCCGGAAGUACCAAUACGGCCAAUCCAUUCGGUUCGACAUUUUGUUACGGAUACCAAGACAUUAUCUUUGAGGUCAUGCCUAACAAUUACAUUGCGUCGGUGACAUUGUACAGUAGCACACCAUUUCCCAGCAUGUGGCCAUACAAUUCGUGUGGGAUGAAUAUGAUGAAUAGAUCGGCUAAUCGUAGCAUAAAAAUUGACAGUCAAAAUCAGGUACCACAUCAGGCGUGACCAAUGUCUUAUCCAGCAGCCAGACUAUUGUUCGCCGGAAAAUAUCAGAAAAACAAUCACAUAAUCGUAAGAAAAUGAAAUUUAAGGUAAAAAUGAGGUCGAAAUUUUUUAAAUAUUUUUUGUUUCGGACGGUAAAGUCCGCCGUCGAGUGUAUUACGUUUGAAGAAUCAGUUUUUUUCUUCUUUUUGUGUUCAUGUUAAGAUGCCAAAGUUCCGGUUCAUUUUUUUUAUAUUUUACCAGUGAAAUGGUAGAUUUGUUUGUCGCAUCUUAAAAUUGUACAUUUUUGUUCUUUACUUAUUAACGUUCCCAAUUGUGGGAAGGAAUUAAAUUUUUUUUUUCGAUUUUCAUUUAAAUUUUUAGUGAAGACAAGUCAUUAAGUGACAUAAAGAAAACGUUUAGUUUGUUGAGAACAGGAGUUUAGCUUUUAUUUUCUUCGAUUUGUACUUAUAAAACAAAGCAAAAUUACAUUUCAGUGAAACGUCAAAUUGUUUUCUUCACAAUCGGCCUUCGUUUGAAUUCUGACCGAUUACCUUUACCGCAUCAAACAGCCAAAGAAAAUUGUCCAAGCUGGAUUCAAAGACCAUGCUCAUGGUUGAGGCCAGUUCCAAUCAGGGCUUACUGAACUUCCCCAAAAAUUAUUGGAAAUUUACCGCAUUCAUUGGUUUGGUGAAUUCAGCAAAUUUUUGGUAAACUUCGGUAAUUUCGGGAAAUUUACAGACAAAUGCCCUGGCUCCAAUUUGGAGGAACUUUCUAAAAAAUAUUUUGUGGACAACCGCUGUCAUUCCCUUUUCACAUUUUUCUUCCAAUGAUCAGUGACAAAUACAAAAUUGAGACUAUGAUUCAAGCCUCUUACACCUUCUAUGUAUUAUGAUUUUUCGAUAAUUGUCCUUAUAGUCAGGACUUUGAACCCCCUCACAAAAACCCCAUGGUCAAAAUAAUAACUGACAAAGAAAACUCGAAUAAUAAUUUCCCGUCCCCUCGUGACUAUGGAACACCAUAUUUUUCUUAUAUUCAAGAGAUGAUAAAGCUUCUCAAGAACAACGUGUUCAAAACAUUCAGAUCCUUUAAUUUAAAAUCCAUUCCGUGGAAAUUGAAUGGAGAGGUGGCGAAUAUUUGAAAAUUUCCUUGACAAUAUGGAUUUUCAAAAAGAAGGAGGAGAAUUUUUGAGGAUUUUCAAUGGUUUUCGGAGGAUUUUCUGUAAUUUUGAGAGGAUUUUCUUUACCGAUUUUUAGCUGGAUUAUCGACAAUUUCCCUUUAAGUUUUUUGAGUUUUCUUUGAUUUCUAAGGAUUUUUUGAUGAUUUUGUUGUAAUUGGAGAAUUUUCUAAUUUUAAAAUAUUUUCAAAGGAUUUUCCAAGGAUUUCUUUCGAAUAAGGAUUCAAUCCUGAAAGUCUUUUAGCUGAAAAUCUUGGGUACGUCUUCUCUUUUCCAGAAAUUUAGUUCAGAUCGCUGCUUUUAAGUGGUAGUAGAGGUCAGGUAAUUAGCAUUGAAAAAUGGGACCCAUCAAAAUUAUAAUAAACGUUUCUGCAGUGUCACUGAAUCCACGAUAAAAAAGGGAAUCGUUGGACCUUCGGACCUCAUGUAUGUUAAAAAAAUCAUAUUUUUUCACUUCAAAUUUCACUUUAAAAUCAGUCUCGAUAAACUUCACAUUUCUCCAUUCAAGCAAACGAUUUUUUCUUUAAUAAUUGACCGUUAUGUAAUCCAAUAAAUUUCUUUAAAAUGGAGUAACAGAACACAACAUAUAUCCAGACAUUUGGCUAGAUCAAUGAAAUUAAACUGAUUGAAACUGAAAGAAAGAAAACAUUGAAACAAAUCAAAAUUUUGGUUGAAAUAACCCAUUAUUAGUGCAUUAAAAACUAAUUAUUUGUCAUACUCAGCGAUGCAUCUCUAAGUUUGAUUUUCUCUUGAGUGAUAUCUCUCUCUCUCUCUGACACCCAAGUUUCGGGUGAAUUUAAGUACAGCGUCAUGGGUUUCGCUUUGUCUAACGCUAAUAACGCUAACUAUUUCGAUAGAAUUGAUGGAAUGUGAUGAAUAUGAUGGAAUGAAUAUUGGAAGAAUAUUUCAACACUGCAAAAAUUCUAUCGAAAUCGAAAGUGCUACAAUGAAGUGGGCUUGCGCUUCUCUCGAAUUCGCCGAAUUCAUUCGAAACUUGGCUGUAUAUACUUUGGGGCUAACGACCUCGAAACCUGUUCAACUAGUUACAAAAUCUCAAUUUUUCGUCAUUGUGACAUAAUGUGUAUUUACGAUGCCAAACUGUCGUUUCGUAAUUGUGGAAAUGUCUUUAAUUACACUAGACGUUAAGUUAUUGUCAAUCCGUCGAGAAACCGAUAGGUAUUAAAAGAGUCACGAAGUGGUUGUAUGGAAGUGAGACUUAAACUCACGAUCUGCCACUAUUUUCUGUUCAAUCUUUUAGUUUUAUCAGACAUCGUUGAUCUAUAAGUCUAUGGUAUGUUCUUGUCUUCAACAUAAAAUCAAAUAAAUUUAAAUAAAAAAGUUAAAUAAAAAGCAAGCUAAACUUAUGCAAAAAUGGUGAUAAAAAAUAAAUUAAAAAAAAGUUUUUUUUUAGUAAUUAAGUGAAACUAACUUAAAUAAUAAUAGUAAUGAUUAGUAUCAAACACAAUAAAAGAAAAGAAAUAGAAACAAUGACAAAAACAUAAAAAUAAGAUUAAAACUAGAAACUAGAAAAUAAUUUGCAAGAUCACAACACAACCCUCUAUAAUUCUAAAUAAAUUAAUUUAAAACAAAAGUAAAGUAAAGUUAAUAGUAAAUCAUAAUAAAAAAAAAAACUAAAACAUAAAUCAAAACCAUUCAAGUUAUGCAAGAUUUUCUAUCUAAAGAAAAUCGGGCAAUAAAAUUUACAAAAAAAAGGAGAUUACAUGAGAUGGUGCGAAAGCAAUUCAUUACAUCAGGUAACAAUUGCCGAUAAAAGCAAACCCCCAAGCGUGGUUUUUGAGCAAAAAUCUUCGGUAACUGUCUCUUCAUCAAAUUUUUCGACAAAUGUAGGCCGUGUAUCCGAGCCAAAGGUAAGAUUCACAGCUUCACUCAUCGAAAAACAGUUACCGAAGUUGUUUCCGAAUAAAUGGAUCACUUUCUCAGCAUCCAAUUCACUCUAUUUUAUUACCUGCCCCAUGCGAAGCGUUGGUUAUCAUUAAGAAAUUCUCACGUAAGAUGAAUCGAAAAUAUUCUUCAUGUAAAUGGAUGAUUGUCACAUGACUCAAACUGCUUUGUAGCGGUCAACUUUCGCAUGGGGCAGACAAUAAAAAUUGAUUUUUUUUAGUACCUUUGCGUAAUCAUAUUUCAGUAACUUCGUCCCAUCGAUGGAGUUUUUAUAUAUUUUCGUUUUUCCUCGUUUUUCCUCUCACAAGCCGGAUGAUUAAUUACGUGUUGAAUGGAUCGUAAAAUAUUGUAUUUAAAGAAAAUAUUUUAUAAAAUUAGACGAUAUGGUCAGUAUUGUUGACUCAUUUUUUUUAAGUAAAAAUCCUUUAAAUAAACAUAAAAAUGAAGCAGGUAAAUACACCUCUUCCACAUUAUCUCAAUCUUCAGCUACACCGACAACAAAAUAUAACUUUUAAUGCUCUUUGUUAUUGUCGACUAUUUACACAUAAUGGAUCACUUGAUGUAGUGAUAAUAGUAACAAUUCCUCACAAUUGGAAUAUUAGGUGUAUUCUGUGGAGCAGAGCAGACAAAUAAAUUUAAAAAUGAGAUCAAAAGAAGGUCUUUUUCUCUGAACAGUGAAAACCAACAGCUUACCUCGCUGCACGUUCAUAUGAAGCUCGGAACUGGUCAAGUUUACGUGAACCUGAUAUGAUCAAUAUAGGCCUGAUGGGAAUUGACUUAAAGCCUGAAAGUUGCAGUCAGUCAAACGUGACUUGAUAGUUCAACAUCAGCUCCAGGUCUGGUUCUUUUUCUAAUUUUAUCUGACCUGAAUAUUUUGCUCAAACUGGUUUCUCUAACAAAGAUAAUGGUCGAUAACAGAUGACUAUCCAUGAUACGAAGAAAAUAGCGUUGCUCUGCUUCAAUGUAUUUGUCAUGCGUGUCGCAAAAGUAAAAUAAUUCUUUAGAAAGUAAUUUUUUAGAAUCGUUAAGUGAUCUAACGUGUAAAGGCGAGACACCA